AUGAGGAAAAAGCCGAAUAUUCUCAAGGCGGAGCUUCCCAAAGCACCCAUGGGAAGGAGACCCAUUGGAUAUCGAGGUAAUCACCAGCAUGGAAAAGCACUCAAUGAUCCUGUAUAUCCCACGACAAAGAUUCCCUCUAGUUUGAUUCCACGAUAUCCAAUAGAUUGGAGGAAUGGUGGUAGAUUCCUUUUGUGUGUUGGAUUAAGAAGAAUAGAAAAUCGAAUUAUAAAAAAAAUGAAGGAAAGUCAAAUGUUCAAUUUUCCAGAAUGUAAUACUUGCAAUCAUGAUUGUAUAUCACAUUACAAUCGAUGUUUAUGUGCAUGGUUUUGCAAAUACCAAUUUAGUCACAUGUACAAAUGUGAUUAUUUGUUGAUGCAAUAUAAGGGAGAAACAAAAACAGAAAAACCACUUUUUUCUGUUCCUAAAUGGGUUGCGAAAAAAAAUAGUAAACAAAGUGUCGAAUAUGUAUAUAAUGAAAAGGAACAACAAUUUGAAAAUAUGAAAACAGAGGACAACAUAUAUAAAAAAUUUUAUGAAAAGCUUCAACAUAGAGAUGAUUCCUUUGCCCAUGAUAUCUACACUAAUAGUGAUCACCAUGGGGAAGGAAACUUUUCAAGUUCGGAUUCAGAUAUAACUGACAGUGACGAAGAAGACAUAUAUGGGGUUGCAGGUUUGUAG
Plasmodium gonderi is the source of this 678-nucleotide messenger RNA. RefSeq lists its product as hypothetical. The record is from RefSeq and is a predicted model, not a curated record. NCBI's taxonomy places the organism in Eukaryota, Apicomplexa, Aconoidasida, Haemosporida, Plasmodiidae. The coding region runs from base 1 to 678 and encodes 225 amino acids. The transcript has 3 exons.